Molecule: messenger RNA, 835 nt
Organism: Melospiza melodia melodia
Lineage: Eukaryota; Metazoa; Chordata; Aves; Passeriformes; Passerellidae
Exons: 6
Coding region: 1-627 (208 amino acids)
Source: RefSeq, a predicted model, not a curated record
AUGGAGAGGGUGCCGGGAGGAAGAGCUGCAGUGCAGGGCCGGCUGAGUCCCCGCCACCAUCCCCGCGACGGGGACAUUGUCCCACCUGGGCACCCCGGGGGCCGCACCUGCAGCCGAGGGCACCCACCGCGGGACCACCCCCUCUCAAAAAGCCGCUCCUGCCAAAAAUCAAAAAAUCCCGUCUCCUGGGAGGGGCUGGGAGGAUCCUGCGAGCUCUUCAUUCACCGGCUUUCAGGGCUCCUUUCUUCAUAUUGCAGCCGGCCCAACUUGAGACUCCGGAGAAGAAAUGAAAACCAAGCAAAAGUGUCUGCUCCUGGCUGCCCAUGUCCGUCUGUCUGUCCCCAUCUGCUCCGAUGGCAGCGUGCCCACACUGGCACUGCCUGGACUCUGCUCCCAGGACACAGGAACUCUGCAGCAGGGGGAUCACUGAGCCACACUUUAAACAGUGUCAACACCACCUCUGCAGCAGGACAACCUUCCUGCCAAGUGCUUAACUGUGCACUAAAUCCUAUGGACUUCAUUAGAAUGUGCCUGGAUUAUGUUUGCAGCAGAUUCAGCCUUGUGCAGCAGGCCAAGGAUGGUACAAUUUGGGCUGCCUGGCCAAACCACUGCACUCCACCUGGGUAAGGAGUGGGUAUCAUUGUCGGGAUGUCACCGCUUAUCCCGGAACGGCUGCUCCCAGGUGGGACGCUCUGAACCCUGUGCGAGCACCUGGAUGGAUCCUGGAAAUCCCUGGAGUACGGGAACGGCACCGCAGGACAGAGCCCGAAGUCAGCACUGUGAACUGCUCUGGGAAUAAAGGCGCUGCAUAAAUACACUGUUCUUUUAUUUAAAA